AUGGAAGUAAUCUACCAAAAAUUAAAAGUUUUUGAUACACAUGUUGAAAAAGAAUUCUGGUUCAAAAAUAAAAAUAUACAAAUUGUCUCCAUUUGGCUCAAUUUAACAGAAGACAAAAAUAAAGAAUUUGGUCAUUCAAAAUUACUAGAAGAAGACCUUCAUACAGAUAAGAUCUUGAACAAAAAAGAGAGUAAAGAAUUCGUAGAAAAAACCUGA
Messenger RNA from Scutellospora calospora, 216 nucleotides. The record is from the annotation of a GenBank genome assembly. NCBI's taxonomy places the organism in Eukaryota, Fungi, Glomeromycota, Glomeromycetes, Diversisporales, Gigasporaceae.